AUUUGUCAAAACGAACGAAAAUGGUCCCGAAAGACAUAAAAAAAGUCGUAAAACAUGUAAAGCCUAUAUUAUCAGUAACACAAAAAGAAGCGAGGAAAAGAGUGUUAAGUCUAUACAAAUCGUGGUUUAGGCAAUUACCCUACAUAGUUAAAAAGUAUGAUGUACCGGUAAGUUACGAAGAUUGCAGGCAAAGACUACGUUACGAAUUUACCAAGUACAAGAAAAUCAAUGAUUUGAGGAUAAUCGAUAUGUUAAUUAUCAGGGGACAAAUGGAUCUAAAGGAAGUCGUUAAAGCUUGGAAAACAAAAUCCCACAUUAUGCGAAUGUUUCAAGACGUGUACGAAGUUAAAACUGAAGACUUUUUGAAGAAAUUCUAUUCAAAUAAAUAACCUGUAGCAGAAUUUUCCUAAUAAAUAUUAUCGAG
Phyllotreta striolata is the source of this 424-nucleotide messenger RNA. The record is from the annotation of a GenBank genome assembly. Lineage: Eukaryota; Metazoa; Arthropoda; Insecta; Coleoptera; Chrysomelidae.